AUGUUUUUAAUAUUAAAAUCGAUAACAUGUUAAGUAACAGAAAUUACACUGUAUCCAACAUUAGGAGAGUACUACUAGUAUCCCUUAAAUGAAAUGAUGUCCUAUAAUGCGAUAGUCUAAGACUAUUUGCCAUGUGAAAUUCAUCCUCAAAUUUCCAUUGCUCAAGUCACAAAUCAUCACUAAGAAAUUUUCAAAACAAAAGGAUUUAGUAAAAAUACUAAUUUAAUUAUAUAGAAUUUAAAUCAUUAUCGUCAAAUUUUACCCAUUUUGCUGCUCUAACAAAUAAUAAUUCAGUAUUUUUCUAUUAAUGGAAAGAUUAAUAAAUGAAAUAAGUUGGAUAAUCAAUAAAUAUUGAUUUUGAAAAUGAUUGCUUUAAUAUCAAUCUUUCAAUUGAUUUUGGGAUUGUAGUUGAUUGUUAUUUAAAUAACUAAUUGCAUUUUUUCCAAUCAAUAGAUGGAACAUCAAUUAUUGAUCACAAAUUUUAAUCACAGAGGCCUUAAUCAACCAAAAUAUUAUCAAUUCUAAAUGGAACAAAAGUUUUUAUAACUUAUGCCUAAUAUUAUUCAGAUUAUUCUAUACUUUCUCUUUUAUCUAAUUAAUUGUAUAAUUUAAGUUCUUUAAAUUUUUAAUUUAUUGAUUUUGAUGCACCUAUUAAAAUUAGCCCAAAUAUAUAUAUACUAACAUUAAAGGCGGUCUAUUAAUAUUCUAUAUCAGAAGAGUCUUCAUUUCAAUAUAGAUCAAAUCUCGUAUAAAUUCAAUUGAAUUUUACCACGAUUGAUGUCUAUUAUGAUUAUGAAACUAACCCCAAAUUUGAUUCAAUAUUAAUAUGUGCAUUUUAUCUAUAAUACACGAUAAUACCAUUAAAUGGAAUUGAAAACUAAGCAAUUUUAAAUGGGUCUACUGAAAUUUAAGUAUUUGGAGAGAUCUUUUAGAUAUUCUAAAAUCAAGAAUAUCGAAUAUUUUAAGGUUUUAAUUAUUUAGAGAUAUAUUAUUAUCCCUAGGGGGAUGAAUUCACUUAUAAACUAAGAAUCUAGAAAAAUUCCAAAUUAUUUCUCAACAAUUAUAAUGAAUUAUUUUUAUUUAAUGAAGAGAUCAUUGUUUAUUUAAUUUCAUAACCAUUCUUAUCAAUAAAUCUAACUAAUAAUGAAUCUAUUGUUUAUAAUUAGAAAAUGAAUCUUAUUUGUUCUGAGUUUUUAGGGGUAAAUUAAUAUAUUCUGGUAAAAAUUAAUUUGUAAAUCUUGUUUCCUAAUGAUACAAACAUUUAUGUAAUGGAUAAUCAAGAGCUACUAGAGUAUAGAACAUAUUGGAAUAAAGAGAUAUAUGUUUAAUCAUUUUAAAGUUAUUCGGGAUAAUUAUUAAAUUAUUCAAUUAAUUAAGUUUAAGUCAAUUACACAUAAAAUACUUAUUCUUAAUUUUGUUAAAUCUCAUAAGCAUUUUAAUUAGCAUAAUUAUUGGGAACUGAAUAUCUUAUUGGAUAUCAAAAUAAAUCGAUUGAAAUUUUUUAUUUUUAGAAUGGUUUCCAACAAUUAAUCUCUAUAGAUACUAAUGUUAUAUCAAAUUGUUUAUAAGCUUCUUACGGCAUUGAUCCUUACCUCAUAAUCUUUGGAAUAAAUAAUAAAAAUACAAUUUAUCUAUUUUAAUAUGAUUUAAAUAAUACUGUGUAUCAAUAAAAUUUUACUUUUGAUUAAGAAUUCUCAGAUUUUCUUAUUACAUUCAAAAAUAUAAUAAUCCUAAUAUAUAAAAAAGAAAUUUAAAUUAUGACAUUGAACUUUACCAAUAUAUUUGUUUUAAAUGAAUUGCAAAUAAUUAAAUACUUCAACAAAAUUUAGUUUAAUCCUAUUUAAAUUGUUAUGAAUAUAUAGUAAUCUCUAUUAUAUAUUAAUAAUAUUAAUGAAAUAAUUAUUGUUACAAUUAGUGAAAAUAAUACUCCAAUACCUGUCUCAUUAAUUCAAGUAAAUUAUAAAAUAAAAUAAAUAAAUUUAAUGAAUAACUAACUGAUAUUAUCAUAUGUUUGUAAUAAUAGUCAAAACAUUUGUUUUGAAGUCUAUAAUAUUGAAAAAUUACCGAAAUUUUAUUAUGUAAAAAGUUUAUAUAGUUUGAAUUAUGAUAAAAAUGUAAUAGUAUAAUCAGAUAAUUUGUUUUUAUAUGUUACUUAUAGUAACUACUCUACCUACAUAUACAAUCCUUCAUAUCCAUAACAUAUGAGUUUAUAUUAUAAGUUAGAAUUAAAAUCCCCUAUUUUAUGUAGUGUAGCUAUUAUAUUGAAUUCAAUUAAUGGUUAUUCUAUGAUACUUCAAUAAGAAACUUUCUAUAAAUUGGUUUCUUUAUAAUCAAUCACUUAUAGCGAUUAAUCCUCUACUGUUGACUUUUUAAAAACUUAUCCCCAAAUUAUAUUUAAUCUUUCUAUAACUUCAGGAUUGAAUCAGUCAGUUAAUUAUACACUUCCUAAUUAAAGUAUAAUUUAUUUUAAUAAUUUCAUUAUUUUUUAGGAUAGAAUAAACUCAUUAAAUGUAUCCUGGGAUAUGAUUAAUUUUCUAACUAAAUCGUUCACAUAUCCUUUGAAUCUAAUAAUUGACAGAUAAGUUAGUAAUUGCUCCAUAAAUCCAGAUGUUCCUAAUUGCGAAAUAAAUGUUAAUCAAAUUGAAAUUAUAGAUAACAAAUGGAUCAAUUAUUCAUUAAUCACAUCAAUAAAUAAUACAUACUUUGCUUUACAAAAUAAUGAUAGUAUUUUAAUCUUAGAUAUUGAUUUGUAAGUGAUUUCAAAUAUAUCUUACACUAAUUUUGGGUUCAGUAGUUGCCUAAACUCUGUUUCAAGCUCUUUUUAAUUAUAUUCAAUAUGUGAAAAUAGUUCUUCCUUAUAUUUGCUUACUUUUGACUUAAUGAAUAUUACAGCUAUUUAAGAAAAAGAACCCAUAAUGCUUCCGGAUAUAUUUGAAAAUAUUUGCAAACUGAACAUUGUUUAAGAUCAAAUUUUUAUAUUAGGAGCUUUACCUAAUUAAACUCAAUAAUUGUAUUGGUUUAAUUAAUCUGAAAAUAACUUUAUAUGCUUAUCAAAUAUGCCUUCUUAUUAUGGUUUUUUUACUACUGAAUGCUAGGAUUUUUCUACAGUAGGUAUUGGUAUUUCUUAAAAUAACACAAAAUUGAUCAUUAUUGUAAUGGUAAUAUAAAAUAGUUUAUUUUAUCGGAACAUGAUAACUGAAGAUUACAUAGUCAAACUCUCAUAACUAGGUGGAUUUAUGGAUAUUAUUGAAAAUUAUAUAAAGGUAUAUUAAGUCAUGAUUAUGGAUAUUUUUAAGUCAAAUAUAUAUAUCUUUGUAGCUACCCCUACUUGUAGUUAUAUUUUUACUUUUUAACUAGAGGCUAUAAUAAGUUUUUAACAGCCAAUACCAGUUUAAAAUAUAUAAACAAUUCCCAAUUAUCUUAAUUUAACUUAAACAAGUAACUCAAUAUAUCAAAAUGGCAUAUUGGUACAACCAUUUUUAUAUCAAAAUUAUUAUGUUGUUGGUGCUUAUUAUUUAGAUAAUUUAUUAAACAACAUAAAUGAGCCUUAUUUAAUGUAAGGUUUAUUUAAUACUACAUCAUUACAAUAUGCAAUGAUUGUAGAUUCAAAUCACAGUUAAUGA
This is a messenger RNA of Paramecium sonneborni, 3623 nucleotides long. NCBI's taxonomy places the organism in Eukaryota, Ciliophora, Oligohymenophorea, Peniculida, Parameciidae. The record is from the annotation of a GenBank genome assembly.